AGUUACGUUACUGUUAUGCAAGUCUGCGUCAGUUAUCAAUGCAAUGUGCAGUGUCAUAAACCGCUUGCCUUGCAGACGAAUAGCCAGUACGUUCAUCGACGUUCUGCGCGGACGUGCACUCUAAACGAAUUAUACCUCACGUUCCGUUCCAGACAGUGUUCGCACAGGGGGUUUGUUCUAUUGCAGUCGGACGAGAUGCCGGUAAGGAUUAAUUGGCCCGCGGUGGUGGCGACGGUCAUCCCCAAUGCUGGUGCCUUCGUCGUCAGCUAUUUCGUAAGGAAAAACAUGCACUGGUACGAGUCCUUAAAGAAGCCGUCCUGGAUGCCGCCGGCCUGGUCGUUCGGGCCUGUAUGGACUGGCCUCUAUAGUACAUUAGGCUAUUCGUCGUACAUUGUGUGGAGAGAUGGGGGUGGUUUUGAAGGAGCACAUCUUCCACUUACUACCUACGUCUUCAAUAUCAUCCUCAACUGGUCGUGGGUGCCGUUGUUCUUUGGCACUCGCCGCAUAAAAUGGGCUCUCUACGAGAACGCGGCGUUGUGCAUCAACACGGCAGCACUCCUAAUCCUGUUUCACGAAGUGAACCCCAUUGCCGGCUAUCUCAAUAUUCCCUACUUGUGCUGGAACACCUUCGCCGUGACGCUCAACUAUUUUAUUUAUCGAGACAACAAACAGAUACCUGACGAUGAAGAAGUCGUAGAUGAUAAGAUCAAGGAAGUCGCGUUUUCGUAAACAGAGGGAACGGGAAGAGACGCAGCCAGCUUUUUCUAGUUCGCGUUGAAAAAGGCGUACCUCACAAGCUUAAACUUUACACUAAUGAUGGGCCAACGAGUGUAACACUAAAAAUGAAACAAAGAAUUUAAGGACAUAUAACAUUCACGACAAUUGAUGAAAAAUGUCUAGUCGCCAUAAAACUGAUUUUUUCGAAGACAUUCCCGACAGGAAUAGUUUCUCGGCUAGACAUUUACUGUCUAUUCUCGUGAAUAUUAUGCGCGACUUCGGAUAUUUCAAAAAGAGAGAAAAGGCGGACGCUUUAACGGUGAUUGAAAUUGCUUAGAAAUUCAUGGGAGACAGAUAAUCGAACGCCCAUCAUCAGUUACUUUACUUUUGUAUAAUUAGCGUUACUGUUGCACCAUUGCAGUGCAGUUGAGAACGACGAGACAAGUGCCUUGCAUUGAACGCACAACGCCGUAUAGUAUACACAUGUUUAUUGAUUGAUACGAAAUAAAGGUUAGUUAAUCCGACCAUGCGUACAUUAUACAGUGUACAAUCGUUAUAUCUUAGUCGUUUUGAGUUAAUAAAUCAUACAAAAAAUCUUAAGAAGUCGGUGAAGGGCCGGACAGGAAGGGGAAAAGGGCGUGCAACGGGCUUUCACUUUCUUCGCUAUCUACCCUAUUCCGUAUGGAACUACGGAAAGCUUCUUAAUUAGUCUUGGUAAGAUAGUCAGCCGCUUUGUUCCGUUCUCGUUUAGCGAACAUUAGACGUCAUAAAUUCUUCAUAUAUUCACCAGAUAGACGAUUCUCAUAUUAAUGAAACAAUAAUGUUAUAUUUUUGUAAAUUUCUCGCUGAUAAGAUGAUUUAAAAAUAAAUUAUAUCUUAAAAAUAAAAAAAUCGAAUUCGUUAUCUAGAUCACAUGAUGUUAGCAAAGAUUAGUAAAAUUGUGUCUCAACGAUAAAAAAUUAUUCAAUAUUUAAAUUAUAAAAAUCUUCUGAAAACUUCAAAACUAUCAUUUAAAACUCUAUGUAUACAUAGAUACAUGUAUACAUAGAUACAACUCUAUGUAUACAUGAUAUUUUCAAUUGAUAUAUUUCAUUAAUAUGUUUAAUAUUCGAUAGUUUCGUUUUAUCAUUUGAUCUUACGUUUGAAAUAUAACACGUGUCGAUCAAGCUGUCGAUUAACAUUUCACUUCACCCGUUUACUUAUCACAAAUAUUGCCGUGCUUUUUGUAAUCAAUGCGAUAUUUUUCACCUUUUCUUUUCUUUUUUUUUUCCAAAUCGCAAAUAUACAACUAUUUCAUUUUAAGCACAGAAAAUAUACUACGUAAUGCAGUUAGAAAGAACUGACUUUACGACACGUGUACGAAAAAUCAAUAUGCAUCUCUUUGGGAGAUACUUUUAGAAUGUUCAUCCAGAGAACGGCACAAGCAUCUGUGAACGCCUAUUGUACGUUGAGACGUAUACACCGUGUCUCGGCUUUCAACGCCUUUUGUACAGAAUAGGGCAGAAUAUAUUACAUAAAAAGAGCGAUAUCGAGUGCGGUAAUGGUACGGGCUCGGCUGAUAGUGCGGGCGGGACUCUGCCGCUGCGCUCGGCUGCCGCGUUUCACAAGCGCUACGUGGGCUCGGUCGCGUAGAUGUAGCCCUGCUGCUGCAGCACAUACAGCCGCUUUUCUACGGCGUCUUUGUCUGAAAAUUACCAAGCUGAGUUAAUAAAUUGAAUUAAAGGCAAAUAUAAUUGCAAAGAUUUUCAUAUUUCGGACUGUAGAAAAAGAUAGGAAAAAAAAAAUGUAAUUUUACGCGUAGUAUGUAUAUAUGGCGAGUUCAAAGUCUUAUCACAAAAUAUGCAGAUGUACUUUACUAACUGUAAAGUUUAAAACUGACAAGGUUUUAAUAAACAUAGAUUCUAAAACAA
Odontomachus brunneus is the source of this 2627-nucleotide messenger RNA. It is a transcript of the gene Tspo, whose product is annotated as translocator protein. NCBI's taxonomy places the organism in Eukaryota, Metazoa, Arthropoda, Insecta, Hymenoptera, Formicidae. The record is from RefSeq and is a predicted model, not a curated record. Gene Ontology annotation, cellular component: mitochondrial outer membrane. The transcript has 4 exons. Bases 16 to 729 code for a protein of 237 amino acids.